This is a messenger RNA of Macroventuria anomochaeta, 1514 nucleotides long. RefSeq lists its product as uncharacterized. NCBI's taxonomy places the organism in Eukaryota, Fungi, Ascomycota, Dothideomycetes, Pleosporales, Didymellaceae. The transcript has 2 exons. The coding region runs from base 101 to 1303 and encodes 400 amino acids. The record is from RefSeq and is a predicted model, not a curated record.
UCGUCCUCAACGCCACCAUGUCAGCACGUCCGUCACAGCGCACGCGUCGCCCACAGCAUUACGGCCCAAGCACUUCUUCCAAACCAAUGUCGCGACCACGAUGCCGGUACAGAAGCCUUCACCGCACCGCUUCAUAGCACCCAAUCAGCCAUCUACGCAGACACCCAAGGCAAACCCUAAGUCGAACCUGCGCUAUGCGAUUAGUGCACAUACACCGAAGCCAAGCUCAGAGCUUCAGUUCAAGAAGAUCACGCCGGCGAAACGAUUCGUAGCCGCGCCGACACAACGACCUCAUGCCGGCGACGUCACGCCCCGCGCGCCUGACCGCGUCGAGGAACCAGAGUCGAGCGCAUCGACGGAUCACACGCCGCGACCAAAGACACAGAGGAAAUUUGAAAGAGUGGAGAGCAUAGAGGAAGCGUCGCAGUCGAGUCCGUCUCGACCGCUAGACGACGAUGCAGUCGACAUCGUGCAGACCAUCGAACACGAGCGCAUGUUCGCCGAAGACGAAGGAGGCGAACAUCGGGAAGCCGCGAAAAACGACGAUGACGACGAUGACGACGACGAGAUCCUCUUCCCCUCUGCCCCGCAUCCAAAGCGCCGGCGCACCUCACCUCCCUCACCCCCCUCCCCCACCCUCCCCCAUCAAGCACUCCCAGAAACGUCCUUCCCCGGCGCAGCAUCGCACCGCUUCCGCUUUCCGCCUCCACAAGCGCCCAUACCCUUCAACAACCUCGAUGUCCUCGCUCACACAACAACCACGAACCCAACCACCGUCCCCGCGCCUCCCUCGCGCCCGCACUUCAUCCUCCCCCCGCAACCAACAAGCCCACCAAAACACUCCCACCCACUUCCCGAGAUCUUCUCGCCCUCGCGCAAAACACAGAAGUACGUUGCGAACGGCCUGGCCUCCACGGUGCAAGGGUGGAUCAUCGAGGCUGCUCAGACGGGAUUUGCUUCUCCUGGGAUAGUCUGGGGCCGCGAGAGGGAGGAUGGUGUGCGGCUCAAGGCCAGAAUCUCCAGCAUUGGGAGAGAUGGCGUACAAGAAGUGGAGUGUUGCCCGGGGAGUGUGGUGUUAGUUACAGGUGAGACGGAGCCGGGGAUAUAUAAUGCGCCAAGAGCGGAGAGUGUGGUCGGUGAGGAGGAGGGUGUGAAGGUGUUGCUCGCUGGGCAAAGGGGUGUGAGAGGUGCUGGGGGUGUGAAGGUCAGGGUGGGUGGGGUUGUUGGUGUUAGGGCGCCCACGUGGGAUAUCGAUGUUUGUGGAGAGAAAUGGGCAGUGGGUGUGGAUUGGGUUGUGCUCUGACCCAAGUGUGGCCCAACUACGAGACGGAGAUGUUUCAUGAUUUUACGACUGAUGACUGACGAAUGCUGCAUGUUAUGAGGAAGCAAGAGAAUGCAUGAUCUACUUUGUAAGGGUACAUGAGGCUGAUAUCAUGCUACUACUUAUCCCAACCGCUCGGAUGGUCCCAAGUAACUCAACAUAUUCGGAGUCAUGAACGAGACCCUGGGAGCUG